CUUUCCAGGAACCCGUCAGGAAGAAGAAAAACAAAACAAACCUUAGCGAGCUUCUAAACGAGCAGCGUGCGGAGUUCAUUGAGAAAAAGAGGGCCUGUGAUCUCUACUACAAGGUCCAAGACGAAGACAAAGCGCCCCAAGAACCUGAACAGACUUGCACCGUACCCAGACCUACAGCAGCAGAGCCCAGCUCAAACCCAGCUCAUUUCUGUUGUGUCCCCCUGCCCUUUGCACCCCUCUGGCCUCUGGGAAGUCCCGUAGUUUUUCUGCGAAGCGGAAAACCCCCCUCAUUGCUGGGACUGGACAGGAGAACCAGAGGUUCCCCCACUGCAGCUUUCAGCUGUGCCUGGCAAUGCCUCAGCCCAGUGUCAGUGGGAUGGAGCCUCCCUUUGGGGACGCCUUUCAGAACUACUCAUUUGUGGACCAGGCGUUGACCAGCACCGAGCUGCUGGCCACCAGCUCUGACCCGGACUUCAUGUACGAGCUGGACAGAGACAUGAGCCACAGACAGAGCCCGUGUGGAGACAAUCUGUCGGCUCUUGACGGGGGGAAGGAGGCGGAGGGACCCGUGGACCAGCUCAUGGCUCUGGGUGAGAGCGAGAGUGUGUGCAGCGGAUCGGCCUUCGAGCAGUGGGACUCGUACUGGGAGGACCUCACCAGAUACACACGCCUGACCAGCUGUGACAUUUGGGGCACCAAAGAGGUGGACUUCUUAGGGCUGGAUGACUUUUCCAGCCCAUACCAGGAUGAGGAGGUGAUCAGUCGCACCCCAACGCUGGCGCAGCUGAACAGUGAGGACUCCCAGCCUGUGUGUGAGACACUCUGCCCCCCCACAGACCUGAGCCUGCCCCCACUGCAGCCUCCACCCCCCGUGUUUCAGCUUCCCGCCCCCAAGAAGAGACCUCCAGUGUCUGGGCAGGGUCCUGGGGCAGUUCGCCAUGCUCCUGCACGCCUGUCCCACAGCCUGCUGCCGGAUGUCCCGGAGGGACCUCAGAGACCCACACGGCCUGUUGCCUCCAGCACCGAUACUAUGUCAAAGACCCAGGUCCAGAUCAAGCCGGACCCUGAACCCACCCAGGCCAAGCAGUUGGGACGUGGGGCGAAGGCAGCCCCUGUCAACACUGACUUUGUCCGUAAGGCUAAGGUGCGUGUGAGCUCUGGGCCUAAGACGGAUGUGACAUCUAAGACUCCUUUUGAGAAGCCCGACCCGGUUCUGUCCCGGGAUGAAAAGGCAUCCACCUCCUCCAGUUCCACAUCGAUGGGACCCCCCAGUGUGAGCGUGUCCGGGGGCUUCGAGAGGCACUCAGAGGGGACAGUAAGGUCCUCUGUGCCUCUCCUCGUGGAGCCCAGUCCAACUCUGGAUGGGCCUCUCCCUGGGCUGGUAGUCAGUGGAAACAGCACACCUGGGACAGGCACUGUCCUGGUGGUGGAGGGGAGCGAGAAGAGCAAAGAAGAGGAGCACAACUACUCUCUGUUUCUGACCCGCAGCCGACUGUCCCAGAGAGGCCUGACCCCAGAUGAGGACGAGGAGGAUGAUGAAGAGGAGGAGGAGGAGGAGGUGGAGGAAGAGGAGGAGGGUCUGGACGACGAAGAUCAUGAUGAAGACCAUGAUGAAGGUUUUGGGAGCGACCACGAGCUGUUAUCAGAGAACGAGGAGGAAGAUGAUGAUGAUGAUGACUACGAGGCUGACAAGGAUGAUGACAUGAGCGACGCCUUCUCAGAGCCAGGCUGCGAUGUGGAGAUGGAGGACAUUAAAGGUCUGACAGCAGGGGUCCCAAGUCGGAAGAGGGGGAAGCGCCGGUACUUCUGGGAGUACAGCGAGCAGCUCACCCCCUCCAAACAGGAGCGCAUGCUGAAACCCUCAGAGUGGGACCGGCACACUCUGCCCAGCAACCUGUACCAGAAGAACGGCCCUCUCCAUGGAAAAUACAUGUUGAAGAAAUCCCGUCGCACGGAUGUGGAGGACUUGACUCCAAAUCCUCGUAAACUGCUGCAGAUCGGGACAGAGCUGCGUAAACUCAACAAAGUCAUCAGCGACUUGACCCCCGUGAGUGAACUGCCCAUCAACGCACGUCCCCGGUCACGCAAAGAAAAGAACAAGCUAGCCUCCAGAGCUUGUCGUUUGAAAAAGAAGGCCCAGUAUGAAGCUAACAAGGUGAAGCUCUGGGGUCUCAGCACUGAGUAUGAUCGACUGCUGUUUGUGAUCAAUUCCAUCAAAGAGGAGAUUGUGUCCCGUGUGGAGGACUCCGCCCCUCGACCCACCAACAUGACUGACACUUUGGACAAGCUCAUCCAGGAUACCCUUGUCUCACCUCCUGUCGCCGGGCAGACAUCGGACUUUGUGAACAAGAUCCUGGAGAACACUGGACGCGGAGACCCAACCGGGGGACUUGUUGGCCUGCGAGUCCCCACCUCCAAAAUGUAGACCCCCUCUGGUCUCCUCAGAGCAGUGUCCUGUUGUAACUAUGCUCCUCUGCAUGCCCCUCCAGCCCAGAGACAUCCACAUCUAUAGUCGCACAGACACACAUGUUGAGUAUGUGUGCUUGUUUAGGUCCCUUAUGGUGUAGACCCUUUAGCUUUCUGUCUCACUGCGCACCUCUCCCUGCCCUCUGCGCAUGCUGGGAGGAGAGUUUCUUUAAAAGCAAAUGAGUAGGACGUCCAAAAUGCACCAGUGAUUCUUCUAGGUGUUUAACAUAACAAUGUGUGAGCUCUUAACACAUUACACUGGUAUCGUUUCACUCAAUGAUCUAUGACAGAAAAAAGAAAGAGUUUACUCAGAAAAUAACAUCAAUAUAAGGCUGUUACAGAAAAUGAUUAGUUCAAAGCUCAUUGUUGACAACGACUUUGGACUUUGGAGAGGCUGCCGAGACAAAAGCAGCAUGGUGCUACAGUUUGGCUUGAACUAUUUAGUAUUGAAGACCUAAAUAUGUUCAUGCCCUUUCUGUUAUUGCCAAUCAAAUGAGCUAAACGGCGUCUAAAACACAACUGCAGAUAACUGAAAGGUUUCAUUUAACUAUAGGAGGUGGUAGAGGAAAAGCAUAACGUUUGGUGCUUAUAUCAGCCUUGUGCUGGUUGAAACUGGACUCAGAGUGGCGGCCAUUUUGGGAGCAGACUGAGGAAUAUGGUGGUGAUAGAGACAAUAUUGUGCGAUUGCUCCGUCUCCUGUAGGACGUGUACAUACCCACGCUCCCCUCUGUACAACGGAUCGGGCGUGUCCAUAGUGUCUGAUCAGAGUGCUACUCAUUGUGCCUUGUGUGUGUGUUUGUGUACGAGUGAAUGGAGAACUGAACGAAGCGGUGUGAUUGGUCAGAGCUCCCUGAGCUCCAGCCAAUGAGAGGACUACUUUACAGUCAGUGUGAAUGCGGAGGACACCUAUGGGUUGUGUUCUGUUGUUUAAAGAUAUUUCUGAAUGUACAUAAGUGGAAGCUCUUGUUGCGUGAUGCCACAGAGUCUGUGUAAAUAGGAGGGCUCUGCAAUAGUUAACUCUUUGGUUUUUGGUACUCUUGUCUUUGGGGUCCGGGGGCGGGUUGACAGAUAUUUUUGUUUAGAGUUACAAAAAAUAUUUGCACACUAUAUUUUGAUUGUUUUUUGUACCAAAGACACAUGCAACGAAAUGGCGACCAGCCAGUUAAAGUAAGGUUUUGCACAGCUUACCUGACGCCGUACUGAAUGUAAGAAUGUGGGAGGGUCAGGGAACCUCAGAGAACUGUGAAAUUAGCUUGGGUCCAAUUCUGUACAGAAAAGGAACAUUCAUUCUUUUUAUUAUAAAUUUAUCAUCCCACCUGUGGGUCUCUGCAGCAGGGCGCUGCCUGGAGCUCCUCAUUCCUCCCUCCACAUGCUAAUUGUAUUAAAGGCGCCAGACCCAGAGCGCUAAGUAGAUAAGCUAUGUUACAUUUGCCUGUUUGUCAAAAAGUCACGACAAUAACCAAAACAUUUGUGUUUGAUUUUCCGAUGUAGACAAGGUUUUAGUUAAUUCACAUGAAAUAACUCAAUUAUGUUUAAGUACUGUAUAUAAACAAACAAUGCUAAUCUAUCAAUGGUGUAAUGCCACUUUCACAGAUUCAUUUAAGCAUGACACAUUUCUAAAGCCUAUCCUUAAAUUUGAGAAACUUAGAUGAAAACACAAAAGCCAAAAAAAAAAAAAAAAAAAAUACUGUUAUAUUUUUGUAUUUAAGCUGCCUGUUUGCUUCUUGAAGGUUUGCAAGUUUUUGUCAGGGUUUAAUAUAAUCUGAAUGAAGUGAAGGAGGAAAAAGAAGAGAGAUUUUAUAUAAAGGAUUUAUUGAAAUAGCACUAGACUCGUCUUCAGCGGGCUGAAGCUGAGGGAAACUCAAAUCAGGAAUUAACUUCUUAAAACUAAAUGAUGCAAGGUUAAGCCAUGUGACAGAAAAUCUUGUGUUAUAAUCAUAAACACAUAGAAACGCCAGGAUAAAAGGUGAAUAAAACGAUUGAAUCAUAUUCCAACUGUUAUCUCUAAACGAGACAAUACAAACUUUGCAGUGCACUUUAAAUUAACAAAAUCAGGUAUAUCUCUUAAAUACUCAUCUUAGAGCCUGAGCAGUGAAUUGUUAAAAUGUUAAUUGUUUGUUAAAAUGCACAAAUAUUUGAACGGGAUAAACACAUGCUGCUACCCAGAAUGCUUAAGGCUUCUAAACGCUGGGAAAACUAAGCAAUUUCAAAUGGAAACAAUCUAUGUUGGAAUAUUAUGCCCGUUUAACUAAUAUUUUUGACAUUCGGUUCAUUUGUGCUGCUAUCAAAAUUAAAAUGCAAAUUAAUUAUCAAUAACAAUAGGAUAAAUGUGUAUUUUUUGAGUGACAUGGCUGUUUCUAAAUAAAUGUUUCUAACUGAAGUCAAUAUCCAAAACUAACUGUGCUUAACUGAGGAAUUGAGCAUAACAUUUUUUUUUUUAAAGAAAAGCAGUGAAUUUCAAAAUGUCCUCCUUCACUGAACGAAUUCUGCUGAAGGUAUGGUCGGUUUGCAUCGAUAACUGCUAGCGCUACCACGUAUAUGAAAUAUAUUUUUACUGUUUUAUGUUUUCUGUCUAAAAGGGAGAUUUGGUGCUUUUUUCUGAAACUAGAAUGAGUAUCCAUGAAUCUAAUUUACUCUUAGUCUAGGUGUAGCCUAUAGUGACUUGCUCUCCCUGACCGUCCAUAGCUAUUUUCUUAGUAGUUAUUUAGUUUUUGUAAAUACACUAUAAGUUAAUAUGUACCUUCUAAAUGUCCAAUAUAUGUAAAAAUAUUCUAUCUUGUAUGUUUGAAAACUAAAGCACUUUGUCCAAAAAAAAGAAAAAAAGAAAAAAAAGAAAAAAAGAAAGCAUUUUUUCUUCCAUUUGCUGCUAAAGGCCUGGUGUGAAUGCUGCAAGUGCACUUGAUGACUACUCGCUUGGAUCGGUCAAGAGACGGCCAAGAAAUAGUUUGUGUCCUGGCGAGGGCUAGAUCUGUGAGUUCUGGAGAGACGUAAUGAGGGACAUUUUUAGUACUGGUUGGAUAGGUCUACUCCUGGUAGGCAUGGGACUGUGUAGGAUUUCAUGGUAUAUUAAUUAUGACUUUACCUAAUUCACUAUUUGACACAAUUAAACAUUCAGUAUGUAUUUCACUUAAGGUUUGUGAAAGGGAACUGUUUGUUUAGGCUGCUUUGGAAUUUAACCCUCUCUAGUUUUCAAGGCUUGACAGCAUUGAGUAGUGACCCACUGUAACUGGAUUAGACCGUUUCUACCACAGAUGUGUGUCCUCUGAGUUUGGAAAUACAUACUCGCUUGGCCUGAGACAGGGCCCUGGCAGAGUGGUCAAAUAUUCACCUUUAAAAAGACCUUAAACUUAGCACUGUGUUAAAAGAGUGAGACAACAUAAUAGUAAUGUACAACAAUAUUUGUCCAAAAAUAGAUCUCACAAUAGAAAAGCCCUACUAUGUCCUUGAUUGUCAGGAUAUGUCAGUACUGUGACACUUAACCUUAAUCCUGUUGACUGUCCCAUGCCUACCUCCGGAUCAUGUAUGGUGCAUUUAGGUGCGGGUGAUGAGUUUGUGGUCUUAAAAAGUGGAGGGUUUUUUUAAACCAGGUCCCUUCAUUGAUCUGAUGCUGCCCCUUGGCGUCAUGAUUCAUUUGCCUUCAGUAGAGGUUUCCUAUGGAAAAACUGAUUCUGCUUUGGCUUCCUCUUCAGGGUGAUGUACAGCGUAGACAACAUUUCUCCAGAGCUAUAUUGUUAUCAUUUGUAAAACUGAUUUCUACUUGUGACUUAAAAUGAGGUGGGGUUUUGCCUUUGGUGGCCAAGAAGAGCUGAAUUAUAGCUGUUCUUAGCCACCAUUGGGGUAAGUUACUAUAUCACUGUACUGUAUGGCAAGCCAAUUAUAAGUGGAGAUUCAAUCCGGACACUUAUUGCCUUCUCACUGAACUCUUCACAUACUCUGUAUGACAGUAAUAAAACUGGGCCUGACUUGUCUAAAACCAGGAGACGCACCUGUGCUUUUGGGCAAGUCUUUGUCCCAAAAUGGUCAAACAAAUCCAAAUCCACUUUGCCUGAUUGGCUCAAAACAACUGAAGUAGCAAGAAAAGGAGGAAUGUAUCUGGAGAAAACUGCUUCUGAUGUUUGCGUGAAGCAUCGUGUGUCAGCUUUAAUUAUUUCUCCCUCGUUCAAAAUGGGUUAACUGUGGUCAAAAUCUAUAAAACUACCAAUAUGACCGGGUCUUGCCCAUGCAGCGCUGACAAGAUAAAAUGCGUUUUGUGGUCGAUCAAAAAGGCGCAAGCUGUGCAACUUUACAUUCAAACCAGAGGACUCUGUGGCAUUUUUAAUAGUGUAGGAGAUGAGUGAAUAUAUCCACGCCAGUAAAACCUUUUCCUUACUUUAACUUUUUUAUUUUAUUUCUGAUUACAGUGAAAUAUUAAGCUAAUAGAGUGUGUAACUUUGUGCUACUCUCGUCCGAUGACAGUGGAUAAUAACAUAAUAACAGCUCUUCUAUAGAAAAUCAGGGUAUAAUAACUUCUUCAAUAUAUAAAUCAAAACAAAUAUUUAUGUAUUCCUGUAAUGUCGCCAUUCUUUACUCAAUAUUGUGUGUGCGUUGAUAUGAAUCAAUGUCUGUCGAAGUGGUGCAAUGCUCAGUAUAAAUUCACAAAAACCGCCAACAUAAAUAUUAGACAAGAUAGACACCUUGUCCCAAAAUGUUUUAAUUGUCACAUGGUGCUGCACAUUAAUCGACAAAUGAUCCCCUGAAUUCGACUGGGAUAUUCUUAUAGAUGUUGUCAUUUGUGUGUCCAUUGAAGGCACGUGGACCAAUGAUGAUGUGUUAAAAUUUUCUUUGUAAAAACUAGACUCACUCAUUUGACUUCACAAGCUCCUCACCAAGAAAGAAAUGUCAUAGAUAUUUCAAUAAAACAAUCAAAACUUGGAAUGUACAUCUGCAGUUGUAUUUCUAAGUCAAAAAGGACAAAUCCAAAGACAUUUUACUAGUGUUGUAGUUGCCCCACCAAGAACCCAAGUAGUCUCAUUAUGAUCAGUGUUAUUAGACAAAUUUAAUUCAUUUAUUCUACAUUCUGUUCUUAUUAUUAGUCAGGCUACUUAUUUUACUAACAUUCAUGUCAUCAAAAUAUGUAACUAGGAUCUAAAUUCUGAACUGCAUAUUUUUUCAAUCUAAUGAUAGUCUUGAAUGUGGUAGACUACAGCACUGGGAUUUAUACUGACAAUGGAAAAACUAUGCAUUUUAAUGAAACAACACUGCUCACAACAGAUACCUAUUUUAUGACAUUGAACUAACCUCAUAUCAAGCUAAUCAAAUAACAAUGAAAAAUAAUGUUUUUUUAAUUGUAAAAGCUGUUUCGUGAAGUCUCAUCUCUGAGUCUAGUUUAUGAGUAUCUCCGAUGUUUAUGUUCAAACCGUGUGUUUUCGUGCUGGCUCCACACUCUCCUUGUGUAACAUAGAAUUUAAAGGAUGUGCUCUGAUACUCUGAUAUGGGAAUGUUUCUGCAUGCUGUUUACUGCAUCGAAACGAGAGAAUCAAGUUUAUGGAAAAAUAACAAUUGGCCAAAAAACAGUUUAGUUGAGGUUUGUUCGUCAUUAUCACACAACUGUUGCAUGGCUUUUUGGGCUCACUUUAUUCAAAUGAAUUUGUAUUUGCUGCUAUUGAAUGAGCACAAAAAGGUCUGUUUUAGUGACAAUUACCACACACCCCUGUUAUUUAUCCACUUGUUUUAUUCCUAUUUUAUUCAAAAGACCAACAUUUUAACUCAACAUUACAUUAACCAUAAACUAAAGACAAUAUUUUAAAUGCGAUGCCUGCUUGAACCAGGUGCCUUAUUCUAAUAUAUUACACCAAUCGCCACUUUUGUCAGUCUGAAGGGGUUUUCCCAAAAGAAUUGCUGGGGCAGAUCAUGCAUUUCUCCCCAUAUAUUUUGUAUUAAGGAAAUAAGCUAAGAAAGACUACAUUUUUGGGUGGCCUGGUCCUAUUUCAAAGUUUUUUCUCUGCCCACUAUGCCACGACAUUGUUGUAAUUUUUGUAUUGGCUGCUGCUACUACUUUCACUGGUGUAGAGAGGAGAGAAGCGAACUUCCACUGUGUACAGAGGCCGACACUUUUGGUGAAAUUUGAUAGUGUGGCUGCCUCUUAAAUACGUUUCCAUAAAGAAAAUAUAACUAAAAAUAGACUUUCUUUGCUCUAAUGAAGUGCCAGACCCUCCGAAAGUCGAAUGAGGAGGAAAACUGUGGUGCUAACCUGUCAGUGGCUGGGUGCUAUUAUGGCCGUGUUUAAAAAGCUGUAUUAUUAGCCAUGUUUUUAUUGCUCCUGUCCACCUGUCCAAAUCCAACUUUUUUUUUUCUUCUUUGUGUUUUUGUAGAUUGAGGUGAUUCUUUGCUGCUUUGUGGUUUGUUGAAUGUAAGUCUGUACUCGUCUUCCUUGACAGCUCGUACAGACGGACGGGAGACUCAAAAACGCUUUUGUGUCUAAACCUUUUCAAAAUUGAUUAUCAUUUAAAUAUUUAUGCUCUGACAAAUGUUGCACAUUUUAUUUUUGUGUUUUUUCCUUCUAAUUGUACUUUUAUUGCCUUCUCCUAUUCCUUCUUUAGGCAAAUAUAAAUCUCUAUAUAUAUAUAUGUAGUCACACAAAGAAAAUAAAUAUAUUUUGUUUUUAGAGUGAAGCAGGUUUAACUAGAAGUCAGACUAAUCGGCUUAAUUGAAUGAUUAAUUAAAGUCACAAAGGAAUCCUGUAUAUCUUUACAUUAUAAAAAGUAUUCACCUGUUAAUCGUUAUGUAAGUAUUUUAUUAUCGAAAUAUCUCCAAAUACUAAACAAUUUCUCAUGAUAAUAGCAACAUAUUUGCAGCUACACCAUUCUGUCCAAAUUUUAAACCAAAUUUUAAUAAAUCAAUAACUUGCAGUUUACAGUUUCAUUGUGACUAUAGUUAAUUGUUAAUAGCGGUAAAUGUUCUUAUUAUUGGUCAGAAAAGCAGUGGUCAUAAAACUGCACCUGGUCUUGACACAAGCUCAGAGAUUCUUUUCAGGGGGAGAUUUUUCAAACUUGAGAUAAAAAGAAGGUACACCUCUGUUAAUGUCCUUUAGUCACAUUAUUAUCAGCUGAUCUAUGGAUGGUGAUGUUCAAGAGCUUGAAAUUCCCAUGGUCUGCUAACCAUGGGAGGAGAUCAGCUACAUUCUCAUUGUGGGAAAGAAAUAGUUAAUUGAGGAUAAUAUGUCUUUUAUUUAUUUUGCAGUGUUUUCAAUUAAUGGGAAAAAGUCCACAUAUAAGUUUGAAAUAUCUUCCUUGCAAAGACUUUCUAAUAGCUUUGAUUUAGAAGUCUGGCCUGACAUUUGAAAGUUCUAGUCCGCUCUUUAUCAAAAAACAAAAAAAGUCUACAAAAAACGUUCUUUUUCCUAGUAGUUUCCCACUGCUCUGGAGAUGUGUCGUACCUUAUGGGUGCUUUCCAUUUUUUCAGAAGGGCUUUGGUCUGCGGUCGUCUCUAUACAGGCUUAAGGCUGGUGGGCAGAGACCGCUCCUUUUGCUCCCCUCUGUGAACUGAGAGAGGGGCAAAACUUCUCCUAAUCUGCAGACUGAAAUAAUUUUUUACAGUUAUUGAACGCAAAAUAACAAUCCACCCUUGACAAUAACCUGUUUCUCUACUAUAUCCACACACUCACCGUACUACAACACUGCAAUGAUUUACAUCUCCUACCAGAUUUGCCAAAAUGCAUGACGAGAGAGAGAGAGAGAAAAGAAAUUCUAUAUUCAUCAACCAACAGUAAUUUCCAUACAAGUCCUAUAUUGUGGUAAGCAUCUGUCAUUCUGAGCUCCACAUGCACCGUUGUAAAGAUGCUCCUGGUCUUGUAUGGUGAAAACGACUUAUUAUUAUACAACUUUAGAUCAAUAGCAUGGGAUUUAUUCGUAGUAAGUUAUAGUCCUAUGUGUUAUUUCCUCUCCCCAAUCUUUGUAGGAAGCCUGUACUUCAUUGCUCAGUGCUCUCCAAUAGAUUUCUUGGUUUAAAAACAGUGAAAAUAUCAUGACAAAACCUGCAGAAUUACGUGUAUCCUGCUGAAACUAACUUGAUCCUCUCUUUAGCGACAACGUCUAUAUUUGUAGUUCACAUAUAUGCCUGUUCAAAUACAAUAUCUUGACGGCUGUUAGAUUUAUGUUGUGUAUUAAAUGUUGUGCUGGUUUUUACUUUUUGUCUAACUUUUUAUUUUCAUUUCACAACUUUUUUUUUCUUUCUCAGAGGCACUGUGGUUGGCUUUAUGCACAGAUAUAAAUCGUUGUUUUGGUUCGUACUGUAAGGCUGGUUCUGUCAAUGGUUGCUCAACUUCCUGCAGACACUUGCCCUGAAUCAAUGUGUUGUGUUAUUGUGCCUCUUUUAUUUUUUCUUUUCAAUUUUUUUAAAUCUUUUUUUUUUCUCUGUUGUAUCAGCCAGGAGUUGGUACCACAGCUCUGCUUGUAACCACAAUAGUCAAAUUCUGUUUAUUGAUUUAAUAUCAAAAUAAAAAUAAAAACAUUAGCACCCCA
Messenger RNA from Periophthalmus magnuspinnatus, 10964 nucleotides. It is a transcript of the gene crebrf, whose product is annotated as creb3 regulatory factor. Gene Ontology annotation, cellular component: nucleus. Gene Ontology annotation, molecular function: DNA-binding transcription factor activity, RNA polymerase II-specific; RNA polymerase II transcription regulatory region sequence-specific DNA binding. Gene Ontology annotation, biological process: response to unfolded protein; regulation of transcription by RNA polymerase II. Lineage: Eukaryota; Metazoa; Chordata; Actinopteri; Gobiiformes; Gobiidae. The record is from RefSeq and is a predicted model, not a curated record. The coding region runs from base 353 to 2425 and encodes 690 amino acids. The transcript is spliced from 10 exons.